CCUGACAUGGGCAGGUUUUCGCCUAGGAUAAAUACACUUAAUAUGGUCACGUAACUGAUCACAUAGCCCUAUUUUAAAGGGAUGAAGAGGUGAGUGAAAUCGUAUAAGAGUUGGCAAGUGUCGUCGAAUUCAUAGGGGAGGAAAAUAGGAUAAAUGCUCGUAUAAUACCGGAUUCGGAAGGACCCUGAACAUCUAUACCCGAGAGUUGGAUAUCGAUGACAUAAUAUCUAUUACGCGGGAAAGAAAGAGGAAGGGUUCAAAAGCCCGAUACCCUUGCUCUAGGAUACCUAGUCCCACCAUUAGAUCCGAUAUCUUGGAAGGGAAGGUGAUACAACAUAAACCUAACAUUAGAGAUUGUAAAUUUUGGAGCACCACGGCUCCAUUCCACAAGUUCCCAUUACAACUCUGACUGCACAAAUACAUACCUAAGGUAUACACCGAAUACCUACACCGAAACUUGGGUUUUAAUUCGCCUACCGAGAUGGAUCCAGUUCCGACGCUGGACGUCUUCAUACUUACAUUCAAUGCUGCGAAGCACCAGAUUAAUGUUCCCGUCUUUGCUCGACACUUAUACAAUGCAUUCUCACGGAACGCUUCGAGUCUUCCAGAAUUGGUUGUCAUCUCCCUCCAGGAGAUGGCACCACUGGCUCAGGCCUUAAUCGGCUCAUACAUGCUCAACCCUUAUUUUCAACGAUACGAGUCGGCCGUAAAUAUUGCAGCUGCCAAAUUCGCGGCCGAGUUGGAGCGUCAGGGUCUCCCAAAAGACCAUCCGUAUACGCUGGUAACUGCGCGCAAUGUUGGUAUGACAGGCAUUCUGCUCUUUGCCCGUGACCCAAACACGGUGAAGCAUCUACAAGCUACGUUUAUCGCUUUUGGCGCUGGUGAUAUGCCUAAUAAAGGAGCCGUGGGGCUUCGGAUGCAUUACAACAAAAGGACUACGGAUGGCUCUUUAUUAGCAACGACUGAACUCACCUUCGUUAGUGCUCAUCUAGCUGCUAUGGAAUGGAAUCUCGAAAAGAGGAACAAGAAUUGGGAAACUAUCGUCUCCGGCCUUGUAUUCGAGAACCCCAAGAAAAUUGCAGAAAGCCGGGAGGCGCAGUCCACUCUUCAGAGUGACGAUGGCUCCGAAGCCCAUCAAGCUCUACUUUCGCAGGACACAACCGAAAAGUCUCUGCACGAUAUUUCCAUUUAUAAGCCCGGCGCCCACCUCUUUGUUGCUGGAGAUCUUAACUAUCGUAUAUCUAAGAGUUCACCAACUACGGACUCGGUAUUUCCGGAUACUAGUUUUGAUACUGUGGAUUCCAAUCAUUUGUCACCUUUCUUGGCUCGCGAUCAGCUUAUUGCAGAGAGAGAUGCUGGUCGCACACUACACGGAUUAAGCGAGGCAGAGAUCCAAUUCCCACCAACAUAUAAGCUAGUAGUGUCCCCAAAACCAAAACUACAUGCAGAGCUUGAUCGUAUCGGAGAUGAAGAAAACGACGCAGAUGAAGUCGACUGGUCGUGGGCUCUUCAUCGAUGGCCCGGCUGGUGCGACCGCAUUCUGUACCAAGAGAUACCCUGGUGGGCCAGGGAGACUGUCGGCGAUAAAAGUAUGAAGAUUAUAGAUUACAAUGCGCUCCCUCCCGUUAGAUCGAGCGACCACAGAGCAGUAUUCUUGCGCGUAGAGGUCCCGAUGCUUGAGCACGACUGCCUUAUACCGCCUGAAUCUGCUCUGGAAUCGGAGUUAAGAACAAAGCGUGACAGUCCCCUACCUGUUGACCCUCGUAUCAAGCUCCCAUUUCCAAUCGACUUGCAAUCUUGGGAACGCCGAGCUUCUAUCCAGAAAUGGGAGCCAACUAUCGGCUGGUCGAUGCUGAUCUCGCAAUCAAAAGAGGCUAUCGCAGUGUUCGUUACUCUGCUCCUCGUUGGCCUUGGUACUUGGUGGUAUAGGUCUUGGUAGUAUUCGACCUUGCUACGCCUUACAGAACGGACGACUGGCUUCCUGGCAGGCUGGUCAGGAGUUGGCUGGCCACGAAUAAGCCAGCCACGGGCCAGAAGGACAUGAGCUGACUGUAGGUUAAAUGCUAUGCUUAAAUACGGUUACGCUCCGUGGUCGAUUCGGCCACGACUAUGGACCCAUGGAUGGUUCCAAGGUAUUAAUGUCAUCUUUUGGUGGUUAUCUUCCCCUUUUGCCCCUCUUGUGCCGACUUUAUAGCAGCGGAUUAUAAGAGGCUUUAGUGCUAUUAUAUUUAGACGAGUUUCCAGGAGGGAUGAGGGAUAGAUGACGGUAAUUAAUGGUGAUUAUACCCUUCUACGAAAGACUAAAGGCGUUUGGCCGUAUAUACUUUAGAGGGCUAGGAAUAUUUUAGACUUAUACUGGGAGUUUACUAAACCGGUAAACCCGUGGAAAUACACUAAUGCUAAAUGCGAUGUUAGAAUGUUGAUAACAAUGGCUUCCGGAUAUGGAAACUAACGCCACCGGCAUUGUCGUGAAGUGAG
Molecule: messenger RNA, 2478 nt
Organism: Daldinia vernicosa
Lineage: Eukaryota; Fungi; Ascomycota; Sordariomycetes; Xylariales; Hypoxylaceae
Product: DNase I-like protein
Exons: 2
Coding region: 482-1939 (485 amino acids)
Biological process (GO): phosphatidylinositol dephosphorylation
Molecular function (GO): phosphatidylinositol-4,5-bisphosphate 5-phosphatase activity
Source: RefSeq, a predicted model, not a curated record